This is a messenger RNA of Ophidiomyces ophidiicola, 4563 nucleotides long. RefSeq lists its product as uncharacterized. Gene Ontology annotation, cellular component: membrane. The record is from RefSeq and is a predicted model, not a curated record. Gene Ontology annotation, molecular function: ATP hydrolysis activity; ABC-type transporter activity; ATP binding. The coding region runs from base 1 to 4563 and encodes 1520 amino acids. NCBI's taxonomy places the organism in Eukaryota, Fungi, Ascomycota, Eurotiomycetes, Onygenales, Onygenaceae. The transcript has 13 exons. Gene Ontology annotation, biological process: transmembrane transport.
AUGGCUUCCCUCAAUCUGUCCUCGUGUGCCCAGAUUGAUGAUACCUUUGGCCCUUAUGCGCUACACUGUCGGAACAGCUUUGAUUUUACUCUUCUCUUUGAAGAGACGCUCCUGACCAUUGUUCCCAUCGGCCUUUUAAUGCUUAUUACCCCAUUUCGCAUCUUCUAUUUAUUAAAAAAGCAGAAAAAGGUCAACGAUGGCCCAUUAAUACAUUUGAAACUCACAGCCCUAUCUGCAUUUGCAGUACUUCACCUAAUGCUCCUCAUUCUUUGGACCCGACCAUCCGCCGACAGAACUCGAACUUCGCUGGCGACUAGUGCCCUCACCCUCGCGGGUGCCGCUGGCUUUUGCCUACUAUCCUAUUUCGAGCAUGUUCGUUCCGUCAAGCCAUCGUUUUUGCUUAAUGUCUAUUUCCUGUUUACUAUCCUUUUCGAUGCCGCCCGGUCGAGGACCCUGUGGCUGCGUCGAGAUGAUGAUUAUGGGUUUAUGAUUGCCCUCGCAUUUACUGUGACGGUGGGCUUGAAAGCAGUUAUUUUAAUAUUUGAAGCAUGUUCCAAACGUGGAAUUCUAAAAGCAGAGUAUCGCUCCUAUCCUCCAGAGGCUACUGCCGGCAUUAUCAACCGAAGCCUUUUCUGGUGGCUUAAUCCUCUAUUUUGGUUCGGAUACUCUAAUUUUAUGACAAUGGAAGAUUUAUACAGCCUUGAUAAACAUCUUGUUUCGGAGCGUGUGCAUCAGCGAUUAGAAACGGCUUGGGGAAAAGUUACGAAAAAGACAUCAAACUCGUUGUUAAUGGUCACACUGAAUGUUCUCAAGUGGCCCCUUUUAUCUAUUGUAAUACCUCGAGCAUGCCUCAUUGCGUUCAUGUUUGGGCAGCCUUUCCUAAUCAACAGGGCGAUUACAUUUGCCUCUCAACCAACUCAAAGCAAUUCUGAGAGUAUUGGGAACGGCUUAAUUGCUGCAUAUGUUCUAGUAUAUGUUGGAAUAGCUGUUUCAAUGGGGCAAUAUCAGCACCUAACAUAUCGCGCCAUCACCAUGGCUCGUGGGGGCCUCAUCGGCAUGCUCUAUAGGAAAGCCACCGACUUGAGCAUUAAAGACGUUGACCCUGCCUCGUCAAUGACACUUAUGAGCGCCGAUAUCGAGAGGAUCGUUCAUGGCUGGCAGACGUUGCACGAGAUUUGGGCGAAUGCGACCGAAGUUGGCAUUGCCAUUUUCCUCCUCUACAUUCAACUCGGCGUAGCUUGUGUUGUCCCAAUUGUGGUGUCAAUCCUAUCACUACUCUUGUCAAUAAUCGCAAUGAACUUUGUGAUGUCCCAUCAGGCACUUUGGCUUGAAGCGAUAGAGAGGCGUAUUUCUGCAACCAGCGCUAUGCUUGGCUCCAUGAAAGGUGUUAAGAUGUGCGGCCUCAAGCAAACCCUGCUGACGAAUUUACAUAACCUUCGAAUCGAAGAAUUGUCGAUCUCGAAGAAAUUCAGAAAACUGCUGAUCUGGAACAUGGGUUUUGCAUACAUUUCCCAGGUUUUUAGUCCCAUCCUCACGUUUACUGUAUUUGCAGUGUUAGCAAAGAAAAGGGGCAAUGACGAUAUCCUUGACUUCGCCAAGGUGUUUACCUCGCUCUCCCUUUUUGCAUUGUUAUCGGAACCCUUACAGUCUCUCAUCAUGGCACUGGUGACAUUCCUUGGCUCUGUUGGCUGUUUUGCCCGGAUCCAAGAAUUCCUCGAUAAACCCACUCGCAUCGACCCCCGCCACAAGCCCACAGAUGUUACUGAUGAAGUGACGAAUAGUUCUCAAAGUCUCCCAGCAACUGAGAGAAACAGCAUUACAACAGAGAAAACGCGCGUGUCCAGCGCUCCAAGCAUCUUGGAUACGGCUAGGCUAUCCUUCCCAUUCAAGGAUGUAUCCCAACCACUUUCCGACCGGGGUGUUAUUACAGUUCAAGACGCUUCUUUUGGUUGGGACCCGGAGAAAGCGGCCCUUCUCAAGGAUAUUAACUUGGCGAUCCCUCGGGAAAAACUCACAAUGAUAGUUGGCCCUGUCGGGUGCGGAAAAUCCACUCUGCUCAAGGCUAUUCUCGGCGAAGUACCUUGCAUGGACGGCAGGGUUGAUGUGGCAACCUUAAAUAUGGCCUAUUGUGACCAGACACCAUGGCAUAUGAAUGAGUCUAUCCGCGACAGCAUUGUUGCUGUCUCGGACUUCGAUGAGCAGUGGUAUGCAACGGUCAUCCGCGCAUGCUCCCUGGAAGAAGAUCUACGACAACUUCCAAGAGGUGAUCGGACGAUCGUUGGGAGCAAGGGAAUUGCCCUCAGCGGGGGCCAAAGCCAGCGUAUUUCACUUGCUCGGGCCGUCUACGCUCAGAAAGAAGUCGUGAUUUUGGAUGACGUUCUAAGCGGUAUCGAUGCCUCGACUGAAAAUCACAUCUUCCAUAACCUUUUUGGGCAUAACGGCUUGCUGCGCAGCCUCCACUCAACUGUGAUCCUUGUCUCUUCCUCGCGUAAGAUCCCCACCCCCACCAUUCUAGAGUUAGCAUCUAACCAGUUUGUAGCCAAGCGACUGCCUUAUUGCGACCACAUCAUCGCUCUUGAUGCCGAUGGUAAGAUCUGCGAGCAAGGAAAAUUUGACGAUUUGAACUCGACCGCCGGUUACGUCUCCAGUUUCACGCUUCCGCCCCCGGAUUGGACAUACAAACCUGACCCUGAUGCCAACCGCGAACUUAUCCCGGUUAAGGAGGAGGAAUCCGAUGGGCUACGCACGAAUGAAGCCCUUGAGGCCGCAGCAAACAGGAGAACUGGUGACGUGAAGAUCUACCUGUACUACAUUGGAUCUGUCGGCUGGCUUGCCGCCCUUGCCUUCGUAAUUUUCGUCUGCGGCUUCGUGUUCUGCAUCGCCUUCCCAUCGAUCUGGCUCAAAAUGUGGGCCACUGCAAACAGCGAACGGCCGUACGAAAGACUUGGAUAUUAUCUUGGGAUUUAUGUGAUGCUAGGCUUCCUGGCAAUUAUUUGUCUCAUUGCUAGCUGCUGGCAAAUGAUUAUUACUAUGGUACCAAAAUCCGGCGAAACUUUCCAUUUGACACUUCUCCAGACAGUACUCAGCGCGCCGAUGUCCUUCUUUUCUACCACCGACAUCGGCGUCACAAUCAAUCGCUUCAGCCAAGACUUGCAGCUUAUCGACAUGGAAUUGCCCGUUUCGGCGCUUAAUACCUUCGCCACCUUUGUUCUCUGUAUCGCGCAGAUGGUGCUUAUCGGUGUUGCAUCCAUCUAUGCUGCGAUAUCGUUCCCUGUCGUUCUCGGCGCUCUCUAUUUCAUCCAGAAAUAUUACCUGCGAACGUCCCGCCAACUCCGUUUUAUGGACCUCGAGGCCAAGGCCCCGUUGUACUCUCAAUUCACAGAAUGCCUAAACGGCUUGGCUACUAUCCGAGCAUUUGGAUGGCAAAAGGCACUGGAGGAAAAGAACCGUGCCCUUCUCGAUCGGUCUCAGAAGCCAUUCUAUCUUCUAUUUUCAGUCCAGCGAUGGCUAACCUUAGUUUUGGACUUGCUUGUUGCCGCUAUUGCUGCGCUGUUGAUCAUUCUCGUGGUUAAACUCCGUGGUACCAUCGGUGGCGGCUAUGCUGGUGUUGCACUGCUGAAUAUUGUUCAAUUCAGUCAGAGUAUUAAGCUGUUGAUUACGUUCUGGACCACGCUCGAAACUCACAUUGGUGCUAUUGCACGUAUCAAGGUAUUCAACGAGACAAUGGUGCCUGAGGACAAAGAGUCUGAGAAUUCAACGCCUCCCACCAACUGGCCGGGAGAGGGCGGUAUCGAGUUUAAUAAUGUGUCUGCUGAAUAUCGGCCUGGCGAGCCCGUCCUCAAGAACGUAACGCUCAAAAUCAACCCAGGCGAGAAAGUUGGCAUUUGUGGCCGAACGGGAAGUGGGAAAAGCUCGAUGGUGCUGAGUAUAUUCAGGAUGAUCGAACUCAGCGGCGGCACGAUCACAGUCGACGGCGUCGAUAUCAGCACGAUACCCCGACAUGAAGUUCGGUCCCGAAUCACGGGUGUGGCGCAAGAUGCGUUCAUCCUCAAGGGGUCGUUGCGGCUCAAUGCCGACCCGACUGGAUCGCUCGCGGACGGGGCGAUUGUUAAUGCGCUGAAGAGCGUGCAUCUGUGGUCUGUGGUUGACGAGAACGGCGGGCUGGAUGCGGACAUCGACGACCUGCACCUGUCGCAUGGGCAGAAGCAACUGCUCUGCCUUGCGCGGGCGAUGCUCCGGCCCAGCACGAUCUUGAUUCUCGACGAAGCCACCAGCAAUGUGGACAGCAAGACGGACGAGAUCAUGCAGCGGGUGAUCCGAGAGAAGCUCUCGCAGCACACGAUCAUCGCAGUGGCUCACAAGCUGGACACAAUUCUGGACUUCGACAAGGUGGCGCUGCUGGAGGCGGGCGAGCUGAAGGAAUACGACGACCCGUACACGCUGCUGUCGCGCGACUCGGAUUUUGCCAAGCUGUACGCCAGCACGAUGUCGGAGCAGCCGGACGAGGUGGGGAUCCUGACGGACGACAUCACGGUGUCGUCGCGGGCGGGGGUGUCCCGCUGA